Selaginella moellendorffii is the source of this 850-nucleotide messenger RNA. RefSeq names its product outer envelope pore protein 24, chloroplastic. Lineage: Eukaryota; Viridiplantae; Streptophyta; Lycopodiopsida; Selaginellales; Selaginellaceae. The transcript has a single exon. The record is from RefSeq and is a predicted model, not a curated record. Gene Ontology annotation, biological process: regulation of monoatomic ion transmembrane transport. Gene Ontology annotation, molecular function: voltage-gated monoatomic cation channel activity. Bases 37 to 690 code for a protein of 217 amino acids.
UAAAUUUUUAGGGUUCGUCGCGGCAGGGGAUCCCGGAUGAGGGCCUCGAUCAAGAGCAAGUACGAGGGCGGAGCCGCGGGGGAGGCGGCCACGGCCACGCUCGCGCUCGGGGUAGGCGAUCUCAAGCUCAAGGCGUCGUGCACGGAUGCCACAUUUGGGUCGCGGUCGCCAGGCGGCCUGGCGGCGGCGGGGGUGAGCCUGGGCGUGGAGAAGCCCGGCUGCUUCAUCAUCGACCACGAGCUCCAGCCGGCGUCAACGCGCUUCCAGUUCAUGAGCGCCGCCAAUGUCGCGGGCAAGCAGGUGAAGCUCACGUACAUUCACCCGCAGAAGCGCAACGCCACGCUGCUCGAGGCGACGCUCGCCGUGGAUCCGCGCAACAAGCUCACGGCGAAGUAUAGCUUUGCGUCGGGCAAGGGGCAGCUCAAGUACUUCUACCAGCAUCCAUCGCGCCUCACGCUGGAGCCCGCCUAUGAUUUUGGGACCGAGUCGUGGAGCUUCUCGGCCUCCAAGAAGAUGGCCGAUUGCCACACCUUGAAGCUCGCCUACGAGGCGCACCGCAAGGUGCUGGGUGUGGAGUGGAUCAGUGAUGAUCCCAGGCUGGGGCCUUUCAAGGUGGCUGCGUCUGGGAAUCUGGACAGCUCCAAGCCUCCCAAGUUACUGCUGGAGAAGACCUGGAACUAUGAGUUAUGAUAUUCUUUUUUGAGGUUUCCUUGAGUGUGUCUUUUUUUUCAAGGGGCAACUUUGGGGACAAUAUUCCCACUGCGACUAUUCAAAUAAGCUAAAGCUCUUGUUUGUGUGAGGGGGAUUAUAUAAAGAAAGGAUGGCGGAUCUAGCCACAUUUACAAAACAA